GAUUAAAUGCAAAAGUUAAGGCAUUGAACAAUGCUUUAUAUUUCAAAGCAAGAAUCAUUACUCUUUAUUGUCUGUACUAUGCUUAUUACUGUACUGUGGAUUCUAAUACAUAUUAGUAACAGUGAGCCCAGAACUAAGGCUCCAUUGGUUAAUUAAACAGUCUCAAUUGAUUAAAGGACUGCUUUUCUUCAGGAAUAGCCAAUAGUUUUUAAUAGUUACCUUUGAAUAUCCAAAAGGUUUUGGCUCCUGGGCAAUGGAAAAACAACAACAGUGAAGCUUUUCAUCUUCUGAUAUGGCUUUUAGAAUUGUUCAAUAUAUAUUUCAGCUUUCCCUAGCAAAGCAGGUUAUUACACUGUUUAUGUAAGAUUAAAAUAUUAAGAAAAUAUUAAAACGUCCAGAUUGUUUUAAAAUUUUAUUUUUCCGGGCUAGAAAGGGUUAGAUGCACACUUAGGUUGGGUUCCAAUAGCACAAUAAUCCACUGGAAGGUAGAGUAUGGGUUUUUGAAACAUGGGUUAUUGUAUUGUAUUCUCUUGAACCGAGUUGUGCUGCCAAAUCAUGGCUUGUUAACUAUGAACAACCUGCAAUUCAUCAUUAGCUUAAAUUAUGGCUUGUUAGUACAGCUGGGUUAGGCAAUACAAUAAUCCACAUUGUGCAACUGUCAGUUCAUUGAUUAGAACAUGUUGUCUGAAAUCAGAUGGAAAUUUUCACUCGUAAGAAAAACUUAGAAUAUAGUCCUUUUCAGCUUUAUGAUAACUUUUUACAGUUUGUGGCCAUCGUCAUCAUGCAAGAUUACUAAACUUCCCUUGCUUAUAAUAAUUUUAAUGAUUUAUUCUAAUAAUGGAUUUUAUAUGCUUAUUAAUUUUAUUGUAAUUUUAAAUUCAGCUGUCCAUUUCACCUGGACAUGUUUUUUGAAUGAUCUUGGUCAUAUUAUUAUCAUCACUUCAUUUAUAUUUUAAUGAUGGUUUUACUUGUCUAGUUGUAAUUUUGCUAUUGUAUGCUGCCUAAAGAGUCUAACUACUUGACAGUUAUAAGUAUAAUAAAUAAAUAAAGCGGCCGACCUUUUGAAUAUCCCAGAACUAAACCAUAGCCGUGAAUUUCGGAUGGCCUCUGGAAUGAAAGGCACAGCGAUCCGUUGCUUAUACCAGGGACUUUAGCCCCGAAUCCAGGCCGAAACUGCUCUAAAUGAGCUUCUGGAUAUAGGGCUUGCUGAAAGAUCCAGCAACGUCUUGUGUAAAAUAGAGCUGCAACCCAUUGUAAUCGAAGUCCUUCCGAGUCCCUUUGACUUCGCCCUCCCCGCAAGAAGAAAAGUCCGUGCUUAAAGGACACGUGUUCACCCAAAAUUUGCUCUGCCGCCAACUCGUACGUAGUUCUGCCCCUCAUAUCUCAAACCAUUGCAGUAAAUUACUCAUCAUUGCUCAACCAACCCAACAAGAAAAGGCAUAUUAUACACCUUUAAGGGCAACAAGCAAAUGAACUCGGGGUGAGGGUUUAAAGUUUUCUGGAGAAGGCAACUUCCGAUGCAGUCUUUAACCAAAGAAGUGACGCCUGCCGAGCCCCCGGUCGGACUCUGCCUUGAGUCUCGGAGGUCGUUUUGCUCCUUGCGGCGCAGUGCGAUCUCCUUCCACGGCAGCAUUUUCCGGACUGAACAUGCCCAGUAGCAUCGCCUGAAGCCACCCGCGCCCUGGCUUUGCCCUCUGCGCUGAGAUCGGACCCGAAUGCUAUUAUAGAGGACAAGCCGGGAAGGAAGUAGCUGUGUCGGUCGAAGCCUGCAGCAUCCCGUUUCUUCGCUAUGGGCAGCCACGAAGCGGCGAGUCUAGAGACCGUUUGUUUUUAACUGUUAAGGCAAUGACAGGCCACAGGCUGCCAAUGAAGAACCCAGAAGGCUCAGCAAAGAGCAGAUGUUUAGUUUGGUAGCGACAGCGUCAAUCAACUUCUGUUCAAUGAUUUGUUAUUCAAUCCUAGGACCCUUCUUUCCAAGAGAGGCAGAAAACAAAGGUGCCAAUACUACAAUAGUUGGACUGAUUUUUGGAUGCUUUGCGUUAAUCAACUUCUUGUCUUCUUUGAUAAUGGGAAAGUAUCUUGUACAAAUUGGAGCCAAGUUUAUGUUAGUCGCUGGAAUGUUUGUCUCAGGAUGGGUUACAAUUCUUUUUGGGAUGUUGGACAGAGCACCUAAUGGGCCAGUAUUCAUAGGCCUGUGUUUUUUGGUACGGGCAGUGGAUGCCAUUGGUUUUGCUGCAGCGAUGACCGCCUCAUUUUCUAUUCUUGCAAAGGCUUUUCCCAACAACAUCGCUACAGUUCUGGGCAUCCUUGAAAUUUUUACUGGACUUGGAUUGGUGUUGGGCCCACCUAUUGGUGGCUUUUUGUACCAGACAUUUGGCUACGAGGUCCCUUUUAUUGCACUUGGAUGUUUAGUGCUACUCAUGGUGCCUCUGAACAUGUACCUCUUGCCAAGUUACGAUGCAGUUCCAAGCAAAGAUUCAUUCUGGAAGCUUACGCUCUUACCAAAAGUCCUACUCCUGUGUCUGACUAUGUUUUCAUUAAGUGGAAGUUUAGGCUUUCUCGAUCCCACGAUGUCACUGUUUGUCUUGAAAAAGUUCAAAUUGCCAGCUGGCUACGUCGGAUUAGUCUUCCUGGGGUUAGCACUAUCUUAUUCCUUGUCUUCACCACUGCUUGGUUUUCUAAGUGAUAAAAUGCCGCAUUUAAGAAAGUGGCUGUUGGUCCUUGGAAGCUUUCUGGCAUCACUGUGCUAUUUUUUCCUGGGACCAGCUCCCAUCUUGCACAUUGACAGCAAACUUUGGCUCUUUGUACUAACAUUGGUCCUGAUUGGCUUUUCACUUGGGAUGAGCCUCAUGCCACUAUUCCCAGAGGUACUCUCUACUGCAUAUGAAAAUGGAUUUGAGGAAGGGUUAAGUUUGUUAGGGCUGAUAUCUGGACUCUUCAAUGCGUGCUGGUCACUCGGGUCUUUUGUAGGACCAACACUAGGUGGAUUCCUAAAUGACAAGCUGGGGUUUGAAUGGGCUGCAGCCAUACAAGGUGGAUUCCCCCUGUUAAGUGCACUAGCUAUGGGAAUUUUUUAUAUCCAUGAAGCCUCACAUAGAAGAUCACGUUCUGCAACUCUUCAGGGAACAGAGCAAGAAACCUCACCUCUUAUCCGGUGAAUUGGAAGUCUGUUUGAAUCUCAACUCAUGGAACUAAUUCAGAAACGUAACUCACAAAAGAAGGCACAUGCAGACAACUCUAAAACAUGGCUGACCCGUUCAUGCUGCCCUAGUAUGACCAGUGGGCUCUUGAUAGGUGCAGGGGAUUGCUGUCUUAGCAGGGAAAUGGCUUUUCACUUUCCUGAGACCAUAUGUUUGAAGCUGGUGCUACGUGGGAGUGUCAAAAGUUGUCUGGUGGACAGAAGGAGUAUUUUGCACAGUGAGAAAUUGGGCAUCGCACAAGAUGGCGUAUGUCCAGUAAUACUAAACUUUUGUACUUCAGCAUCACUAAUUGUCAAUAUUUAAUAAACCUACUGCAGGUCCAGAAGUACGUUUUGUUACUACUUUUCAAAGAAUUCUGUGUUGCAUUUCUAAAGGAAUACCAUGAUUUAAAACUGCUGCUAAUUUAAAAUAAAGGAGUAUGAUACUAAGUUAAAA
This is a messenger RNA of Varanus komodoensis (Komodo dragon), 3635 nucleotides long. RefSeq names its product solute carrier family 18 member B1 (gene SLC18B1). The transcript is spliced from 14 exons. The record is from RefSeq and is a predicted model, not a curated record. Gene Ontology annotation, molecular function: transmembrane transporter activity. Bases 1899 to 3158 code for a protein of 419 amino acids. Gene Ontology annotation, biological process: transmembrane transport. NCBI's taxonomy places the organism in Eukaryota, Metazoa, Chordata, Lepidosauria, Squamata, Varanidae.